Molecule: messenger RNA, 1884 nt
Organism: Fusarium pseudograminearum CS3096
Lineage: Eukaryota; Fungi; Ascomycota; Sordariomycetes; Hypocreales; Nectriaceae
Exons: 4
Coding region: 1-1884 (627 amino acids)
Biological process (GO): positive regulation of transcription from RNA polymerase II promoter by galactose; DNA-templated transcription
Cellular component (GO): nucleus
Molecular function (GO): zinc ion binding; DNA-binding transcription factor activity, RNA polymerase II-specific; RNA polymerase II cis-regulatory region sequence-specific DNA binding
Source: RefSeq, a predicted model, not a curated record
AUGUCUCAGGCCAGAGGCGUCAAAAAGUCCGCCAACUCGGAACCCGGUAAACGCCGGACUCCAUAUGCUCUCCGAGCAUGCGAAGCCUGUCGUCGUCGCAAAGGCAAAUGCGACGGACGUCAACCGUGUCGCCAUUGCGCAAGCCGUCACCAGAAUUGCAGCUACAACGCCAGUCUAGAAGCCAACGAUGACUGGCAAGCGACAGCACAAAGUUUAGUUGCCUCGAACUCGAAUGUCUCUAUACCCGACCAGUAUCCCCCGUCGAAUCACUCAGGGCCACGCCAGCCGGAUCAAAGCGCAAUCGUGGACAUGCUAUCGAGUCUGCAGGCGCAAUUAAACAGCCUUGCUGCGCAGGUCAACUCGAACUCAAACUCGAACAAUCCCCAACAAACGAAUCUGCCAUCACCUGUCACAAUAAUUGAGAACGCGACAGCAGUCAUCAAUCGGAUUGAUGCCGAAAAUGCCAACUCCACUACCAAUGACGAUACAGUCGAGUCUCCCAGAUCUUCGAGAACAGUCACUUCUCAAAACUUCUACGGGCCAACAUGUCCAGACUACGCACUCAACGUCGGUCAAUUAAAACUACGCCACAGUCUCCAUCAACGCCAAGUCCAAUUAGCAAGUAUUCACGAAGACGGCGAUCCAGAUGAAGACGAUGUCGAAACACAGAAUGGCCAAUUUUCCAUGUCACCACAGAACAUCGACAAAGGUGACCCAGCUAUGCUCCUCGCAUUUCGCUCCAUAAUUAGCCUACAGGAAGCUAUACAGCUGUUAUACGUUUACCAAGAGGUCGUUGGAGAGCUUCAUCCUGUUGUCGAUAUCGAUGGGCUUGUUAUGCAGACUAGAUCAUGGUAUGCGGAUGCGGGAGCCGGAGUAUGGGAUGUCGUGGCUGCGAGUACGGGAGCGGAAGGGUAUGAGUUGCUCUUGAUCAUGAACCUCUGUCUUGCUAUCGCAUUGCGGGCAGACUCCAAGGUAGGAAAUAUAAACACUGAGGGUUUGCUGAGGGAUAGCUUUCAGGAUGCUGUCAACGCAAAGCUUGCGGCACCUGCGAAUAGCAUCAGACAUGCUACGAUAAUAUUUCUGAAGGGCUGGUAUGACUUCUUCCAUGAUAUGCCUCGGUCAGCUUGGCGUAUGUGUGGCAUUGCAGGCCGGAUGCUGAUGGAGCUUGGACUUCAUAAUGCUGAAGUCUUUAAACACACAUUAAAGUCGGAAGCUCAACGGACCGAAGCAUGUACCUUGGUCAGUAGCAUUGUUAUUCUCGAUCGACAGUGGAGUUAUGCAACUGGUCUGCCAAUACACUUUCACGAAAAGAGCUUCAGCUCAAUUUCGACCUCAUCGGUCAAACAUCCUUAUUUAAAGGCCAUGCUUUCCUUUAUCCUCAUCAGCGACCGCUUUAGUGAACCACUAUCCAGCGCAGCCAAAGGCGAAGGCUACAACGAUGAAAGCUCAUUCGAAUUGAUGACUUUUCAGAUUGAGCAGUGGCGCAAAAAAGCAGUUGAGUCUCUGGGUGGAAGCUUCAGCAUGGCCGUCAAUCUCACAACGAAAUACACCAGUCGCUCAAGAUCAGCCCGCAGACUAGCAAAGCGACUCGUGGAGAUGCGGCGCAACCUUCUAAGUCUGGGUAUCCUGAACGCCGAGAGUCCUGGAAGCCACGAGGGACUGGACGGCGUUACAGAGUCUGUCAGACGAGCGAGCCUUGCGCAGACUGGGUUUGCGGGUGGCUAUACUGAGUACUCGCCGCCUUUUAAUACUAAUUCUGUGUUCGGAAGCGGAAUCGGAAUGUCUGGGGUGGAUACAGAUAUGCAGAUUGGGUGGGAUGAUCCGAUGAGGUUACAGUGGCCGCUCGGAGAUGUGAACCAUAUGUUUUCGGAAAGCAUAUUCUAG